This is a messenger RNA of Diceros bicornis minor, 3692 nucleotides long. Its product is annotated as tumor necrosis factor receptor superfamily member 10A-like. NCBI's taxonomy places the organism in Eukaryota, Metazoa, Chordata, Mammalia, Perissodactyla, Rhinocerotidae. The record is from RefSeq and is a predicted model, not a curated record. Gene Ontology annotation, biological process: positive regulation of apoptotic process; TRAIL-activated apoptotic signaling pathway. Gene Ontology annotation, molecular function: TRAIL binding. Bases 245 to 1609 code for a protein of 454 amino acids. Gene Ontology annotation, cellular component: plasma membrane; cell surface. The transcript is spliced from 9 exons.
UUUUUGGCAGACUUGCAAGUGGCUGGCCAUAGUUGUAGAUCCAGGAUUGCAAUUCUUUGCUGAUCCCGGAUAGAAAUAACUGGCUAUUUGCAACCUGUUGGCAGAAAGUAGACAUUGACUGACUGCCGGGGCGCAGAGCCAGGGUAUAAAAGUAGUGGCAGGCUGCAUAGCUAUUGAGACCCCGCGCACCCCCAGGGUUGCAGGGACGUCCCAGCGCCCCGGGAAACACACCGAGUAAUUCCUGAUGCCUCUGCCAGGUUUCAGCCAGCGGCGGCGGGAACUAGGAGCGCUCCCUGACCUCACCGGGCAGCGCGGGCCGAGCGCACCGGCCGCCUCGGGCGCCCGGGCGGGGCGCGCCCCAGGUCCCAGGCCGGCGCGAGGAGCCAGGCCUCGGCUCCGGGGCCCCAGGACCCUUGUCUUCGUCGUCUGCAGUGUCCUGCUGCCGGUCCCAGCUGCCUCGGCCAUGGUAACCCAGCAAGAGAGAGUUCCCCAGCAGUUACCUGCCCCACAGAAAUCGAAUCACAGCCUCUGGGAGAAGGGGUGUCCACCAGGAUCCCGCGUAUCAGAAGACAAUAAAAAUUGUACAUUUUGUACAUAUGGAGUGGAUUACACCAGUCACUGGAGUAAGCUCUCUUCCUGCUUACCAUGCUCUACAUGUAAAUCAGAUGAAGAACAGAUCGCCCCCUGCACGAGGACUGAGAACACACGGUGCCAGUGCAAACGUGGCACUUUCCACGGAGAAGAUUCUCCCGAGGUCUGCCAGAAGUGCAGCACCAGGUGCCCCGAUGGGAUGGUUGAGGCCAGUCCCUGUACCGCCCGGAGUGACCUCAAGUGUGUCCACCAAGAAUCAGGUAUCCAGGCCAGUGGGGAGGCCCCAGUUCCUGGAGAGCCAGUGACCACGCACCCGUGGCCACCCACCGCUUCCUCUCCCUCCUCAGGCAAUCCGUGGCUGGUGAUGGGGAUUGUAGUCGGGGCAGUGGGUGUUGUCCUGCUGCUGGUGGUCACUGCAUAUUAUUACAGGAAGCGAGUCCUUCAAGGUUGUGGAGUGGACGCCAAGUGCAUGAACAGAGUCUUUUUCUGGCGCUCAUGUCCCCCAAGAGGGCCUGGGGCUCUGGACAACAGAGGAUCACCGUCCACCUUGGCCUCAGAGCAGGAACUAGAAGGCCAGGAGCUGAAAGGUGUCAGUACACAGUCCCCAGGGGAAGCAGAGCGUCUGCUGGGACCUGCAGGAGCUGAAGGCUCUCAGAUGAGAAGGAGGCUGCUGGUUCCAGCAAACGGCGCAGACCCCACGGAAAGCCUGAGGCUGUUCUUCAACUACUUUCCACGCAUUGUGUCCAUUAAUUCCUGGAACAUGUUAAUGCGGCAGAUGGGUCUCACGGACAACGAGAUCCACGUGUCCAGAGCUCGAGCCUUAGACCCAGGGGAUGCCUUGUAUGAAAUGCUGGUGACCUGGCUCGACAAAACUGGACGGGGUGCCUCAGUCAACACCCUGCUGGAUGCCUUGGAAACGCUGGGGGAAAGAUAUGCGAAGGAGACAAUUCAAGAUCACCUGGUGGGCUCUGGAAAGUUCGUCUAUGAGGAAGGUGGGGCAGGCUCCGCUGUGUCCUGAGUGUUUUAGGACCUCAUCCUUUGCACUUUUUUAUCCUAAUAGACUUGCACUCUUUACUUGAAUUUGUUUUACUGUAAGACAUGUCAUGUUGGUAUGUGUGCGUUUAAUUAUGUGUAACUAUUGCUUAACACUAUAUGAUGUACAUUUUUCUACAUUUAUAUUUUUCUAUAUUUAUAUGAACAUGGAAAAGAUUUUGGAAAUGUACUCACUUGGUUGUUUACAUGGGUUGCCUGGAUGAGAGCUGGCAAUCAAAAACAAGUAGAAAUACAAAAGGAGAAGGAGGAAAAAUCCCUACCUCUGUGGGGCUCUGGUGGAUUCCAGUUCUCCCUCAUAUGUACUUUGAGCUUGUCCAGGAUUGGAAGACCGGCAACUUCUAAAGUGCCCCUUUUCAACGCAUAGUUUCAUAGGUGUGUGAAUGUUUAUAGUAUUUAUAGGCAGAUGUUGACGAGUGAGGAGAAGUGGUAUCACAUGCAGCCCCGUGUCUGGGUGUCUCUGAACUGGGCAGUCAUGUGUGGGCCUCCUGCUCCUCAUCUAUGGGUGUGGGUGGGGUUAGAUCUGAGGUGGCAAAUAGGUUCUGUGUCAUCUGCCAUUUCAGGUCAUGUUAGUGCACCUUCAGCCCCCUCUGGGCUCAAGGGAGAGAGAACAUGGGUCUGCUGCUGGUGUCUGCCAUGGUGCUCAUGGAUUGUGUUAAAGGUUUGCUAACUCAGCACCAGAUGGGCCCUCUCACUUCUGAUGGUCUGUGAAUCUGAGGCCCAGGACUUCCGUUUUUGGUCCAGAGGUUACUAAGCCCCAAGGCACUGGUGACCCACAAGUGGGUCCCUUUGCCCAGAGCUGCCCGCUACCAAUAGAAUGAGACCAGCUUCUCAAUAGCAAUCAGAAACGUUAUUCAUUAAUCGAUGAAUGGAGGAGGCAGAGCGCCUGCUCUAAAACACCUUUUCCUGGAAGGGAAGGUGAGCAGGUUUCUUAUGGGAUGGGGGGGGAGUAGAGGGAGUCUCCACAUCAUCGCUCGGGGCGGGGCAUUUGGGGCAUGCACAGAUCUUCCCUUCCCUCGCAGGGCACCUUUUGCACACAUUUCCUUUUGCACAUGGCACCCCGCCGCCAUCUUGGACCUUUCUGGUUUGGACGUGUUCUGUGGUUUGGCCAUCUGGCAAUAUUCUGCCUUGGUUCCUAUAAGCAAGCACAACUUAAAAAUAAAGCAUUAGACAUAGAAAACGCUUUUAGGGACUUCUCUGGGGGGACACGGAUUGGCUGUUGAAAGAUCUUAGCCCCUCUGUAAGCAUCUGCUUCCUGCACGAAAGACUCAUGCAGAAAUACCAAUUCCUAAAUACUGUGUGAUUUGGCCUAAAAUGAUUGAUAUUUUAGAGUUUUGUCCUUUUAUUGCUUUAUUUUAUUUUUUUAAAUCCUCAGUAACCAUGUUAGCUCUUCUGCCAUUUGUUAAACUCAAACACAAACAGAGACCAGAUUUGAAAAUUCCCUGAGCAGAUGAAACCUGUUUGGUCAUAUAAGCAAAGCUUAAUUUAGUUUAUUUUGCAAGACAAGUGAGGCUAACUUAACCUGGGUCACUUCUUGCUGAUGCCUCUGGAAAACCUAAGCAAAACUUAGGGGCCAGCCCAGUGGCAUAGGGGUUAAGUGCUGUGCUCCCCUGCGGGGGCCUGGGGUUGGGAUCCGGGGUGUGAGCCCACGCACUGCUCAUUAAGCCAUGCUGUGGCGGCAUCACAUAUAAGGUAGAGGAAGAUGGGCACGGAUGUUAGCCCAGGGCCAAUCUUCCUCAGCAAAAAGAGGAUUGGCGACAGAUGUUAGCUCAGGGCUCAUCUUCCUCACAAAAAAAAAAAAAAAAAGAAAACUUGUUCCCCAGAAUUGAUAUGGGGUGAUCGCUAACCAAUUCCCUUUUACUUAAGAAAAUUCUAAUAUUGUAACCCAUCACAGUGAAGAAUAAACAGUCCCUGCCUUCUCCCUAUAGAAGCUGCUUUAUAACAACGGACCUCUGAGCCUCAACUCACUCAUGGUGUGGUUUGAAUGCGCCCCGUUUGCAAACUAUCUUUUUGUUGUGUGCACAAUAAACUUUUAUUAAUUACUACAGUGA